ACUCAUGCUAUUCUACGCGAAAAAAUUUUCGAUUAAAGAGGAGGCUGGCGUGGGAAUGCGCGGAAACCAUCCCUACAUGCCACGAUAAUUUACAAGACAAAAAUUUACAUCAGAAAAGGAAUCAAAUUGUCGAGUUAAGCGAUAAAAUAUGAAAUUGCUAGAGACAUACAUUACAAUACAAAAUUCGCUGAAAAAUUCAUAUUCAUAUUUUGAAAACCCCUCUUGAUCAUGCGCUAAGUGUCCAUUCAACCUGCCCUUUUAAUCGCUCAACGCAACACCUUUCAGGUAGAGGUAGGUUCUUGGAAUUCAAUCUCGGCUUUCAAACGAAGUCUUGCUGAAAAAUAUUAAUUUACCAAAUUUGCAAAUUAAUAAAUAUUUGAGAACCAUUCGAUAAAGGAGUUACCGUUCAUUGCAAAACAGUUUUAAAGCUGGGAAACAUCGUUUGCGAAAGAACUUUUGAUUUCAAAGAUGUCUUCAGUCUACCUGCAGCUUGCUAUUUACGCCUCUAAGUAACAAAUUUCUUAUGGCUGACUAAACCCUCGUCGCGUUUCACAGGUAGCUUUUUGCGAUUCCUUUUUUUUUCAUUGGAAACCCUGCUUUUGUGAAAUAUAAAAGCUUCUUUCCCGCGGAGUCCUUUAUAACCAGGGUUUUUAUACAGAAGAUGGCAGCUGGGAUGCCGAAGGUAGUGAUGGUGACAGGAGGCAGUGGUCUUGUUGGUUAUGCUUUGCAGCAAAUAGUAAAGAAAGAAAACAGGACUGACGAGACAUGGGUGUUUCUUAGCUCAAAUGAUGGUGAUCUUACAAAGCAAGAUGAUGUACGAAAAAUAUUCGAAAGGCAUCAACCGACACACGUUAUUCACUUGGCGGCUAUGGUUGGAGGACUUUUCAAAAACAUGGCUAGAAACCUAGAUUUCUUCCGAGUGAACAGUCUUAUGAAUGAUAACGUGUUGAAUCUUUGUUUUGAAACCAAGGUACAAAAAUGCAUUUCCUGUUUAUCAACAUGUAUUUUCCCAGACGAAACAACAUUUCCCAUUUCUGAAAGCAUGGUACACGAUGGUCCACCCCACAAAUCUAACUUUGGAUAUUCUUACGCGAAAAGGAUGCUUGAUAUACAAAACAGGGCUUAUUUUGAGCAAUACGGAUGCCGCUUUACAAGUAUCAUUCCAUGCAAUAUAUUUGGUCCAAAUGACAAUUAUAACUUGGAAGACAGUCAUGUUAUUCCUGGAUUGAUACACAAGACAUAUUUAGCUAAAGAGUCUGGUAGUCCUCUUGUCGUAUGUGGAACUGGCAAACCAAGAAGGCAGUUUAUUUAUUCUCUGGAUCUGGCGCGCUUGAUUAUGCUAGUUUUGAGAGAGUAUGAAGAGAUUGAGCCAAUAAUACUAUCAAUGGAUGAAACCAACGAAAUAUCCAUACACGAAGUAGCAACUAUGAUUACGGAUGCGAUGGGGUUCAGCAAUGGAUUGCAGUUCAACACGUCAAGACCUGAUGGUCAAUAUAGAAAAACAGCAAGUAACUCAAAGUUACGAAAAUACUGGCCUCAUUUCGAGUUCACUCCAAUAGAUCAAGCAAUCAAAGAAUCGUGUGACUGGUUUGUUAGCAACUAUGCUGGAGCCAGAAAGUGAUAUUCAAUAGUACUUUAACUUUUCAAAUAUCUGAUAAUAAACAGUUAUGUUUUUGUAAAAAGUGCUUUCCUAUAUUAGUAGCUACCUUAUUAGGUAAACGAUCGUGUAUUUAUCGUAGCAUAAUAGGCACUGCGGAGCAGGAGGUUGGAGGGCUCUAGACCCCUGAUUUUUGCAAAAAGGCUAAAUAUUAAGCAAUGGACCACCAGUUAAGCCUCUUUUUAUUAAAUCUUAGCCCCCUCCCUACUUUUUGUAGAUCUCUCAUUUCCUUCAACCCUCCGCGGUGACUGUAUAAUAUAUACCUUUGUGGCAUUAUAACUUUAGAAUUUGAUUGCUAAAUUGAAUCUUUUCCCCAUUUGUAAAAUGUUGAUUUCGUUAUAACCUUUUGAACACAUUUGAAAUUUUGAAAUGAAUGAUGCAAAUCUUGGACAUCGUUCUUGUGCAUUAUGGUCAAGGCUGCCAUUGCUAGAUACAACUUAACCGCAACAGUUGGUACAAAUAUAUGUACUUUACUUGUGUUUAACACCACUUUAUGACGUUUAUAUAUUGUGGAAUAUCGGAAGAAGUAUUGUCGGUAGUCUAUACAAUCCUUUGCAGAGUGCCUCCUAGCCUGCGUUGCGUGCAGACUCUACUGUUUCAGUUUGACUCCACUGUUUCCUACUUCAUGUUGAGUUAAAUUAGUAAUUCAAAAGUUCCCACGUGCUCCUCCCCAUGUUUUUGCGGUUGCUUUUUCAGGAGGAGUAAGUGCCCUUUUUAGAUUUAACUUUUACUGUCAAACUGCGCUUUUUGCUAGAAUUUAUUAAUGUUGACCAUUACAAUAACUGGUCAUCCAAAGUACCCCCAAAGCUAUAAACGCUAUCUACGUUCCUUUAACUUUGCUAAUGGUAUUGAAAUUUUCCUUUUUAGUUGUAUCGCACUACAUUCUAUAUGAUAUUUACGUUAUAUUAUUCAAGCCAAAAAUUAUCUAUCACCUUGAAAAUAAUCUUGCUGACAACGAUCUUUCUGAAAAAGCACUCUAUUAUACUAUAUAGAUUUGUAGACGUAUUCCAGUCAGGACCGUAAUUCUGUCGUGUAAAUUUGAGAAAGGGAAAAAUAGAGUUAGCAGAGAAAAAUAAUAUAGAGUAUGCAGUAGGUCAUGGCACCACCAAGCAAUUUAUGAUAAGUGUUAUCGACACAGUUGGAAGGCAAACAACUUAAAAACAGUAAUCGCUGUUCUUUACCUAUAGAAGUUAUUUUCAGAUAAUCACUAGUACUUUUUAUGACUUCAUAAUUUGAUGUACAACAGAUUUUUAUUAAUAAUGAGUGACUUUAUAAGGGAUCUAC
This is a messenger RNA of Rhopilema esculentum, 2941 nucleotides long. Its product is annotated as GDP-L-fucose synthase. Gene Ontology annotation, biological process: nucleotide-sugar biosynthetic process. Gene Ontology annotation, molecular function: GDP-L-fucose synthase activity. The record is from RefSeq and is a predicted model, not a curated record. NCBI's taxonomy places the organism in Eukaryota, Metazoa, Cnidaria, Scyphozoa, Rhizostomeae, Rhizostomatidae.